Messenger RNA from Cadophora gregata, 822 nucleotides. RefSeq lists its product as uncharacterized. The record is from RefSeq and is a predicted model, not a curated record. NCBI's taxonomy places the organism in Eukaryota, Fungi, Ascomycota, Leotiomycetes, Helotiales, Ploettnerulaceae. The transcript has a single exon. Bases 1 to 822 code for a protein of 273 amino acids. Gene Ontology annotation, molecular function: catalytic activity.
AUGCCUAUCACUCAAGUCGCGAUCGAUGGCGGCAUGCUUGCCGUAGAAGUCGAAGGCAAGGAUAAUGCUCCUCUAAUUGUCUGUUCUCCCGGAAUGGGUGAUACUCGGGAUGCCUACGGUCCCCUCGCCGCCAAGCUUGUCGCUGCAGGAUUUCGCGUUGCUCGCUACGACCUUCGUGGCCACGGCGAUAGUACUGCUGACUUCAAGCAUUACGGUGACGAAGCGGUGGCAGAUGACUUCCUGGCGAUCAUUGGCGCUCUCGGUGGGGCUCCUGCAAUUCUUGCCGGCGCGUCGUUAUCUGCUGGAGCGAGUGUCAUCGCAGCAGGGAAGAAUCCUGAAGCUGUCGCUGGAUUGAUACUUCUUGCGCCAUUCCUCCGGAAUGGAGGGAAUGCCCUCAUGUUGGGAAUUCUUCGUGUGGCCCUUUGGUGGCCUUGGGGUCCAUAUGUGUGGAGAGCGUACUCUCGAACAUUGUGGCCUGGUCUUGGAGAUAAGUCGAAGGCGAGAGCGAAUAGUUCUACAGCAUUACUCGAGCGACCGGGGAGGUGGUCGGCAUUUCAUGCAACUGUUGUGGGUGCCAAUCAUAAUGUUGUCACACCGUGGCUGGGAAAGACCAAAGCUCCAGCGUUGGUGGUCAUUGGGGAUAAGGAUCCUGACUGGUCGGAUCCACUCAAAGAAGCCGAAUGGGUGGCAUCGAACUUCAAAGAUGUAGAAACUGUGGUAGUGCCUGGUGUUGGUCAUGCGCCAAUGUUAGAGAGUCCGGAAGUAGUGGCAGCGGGGGUUCUGAAGUUUCUGGAGAGGAUAAAAUUUGGUGGAAGGAAGUGA